Messenger RNA from Akanthomyces muscarius, 1431 nucleotides. RefSeq lists its product as uncharacterized. The record is from RefSeq and is a predicted model, not a curated record. The coding region runs from base 1 to 1431 and encodes 476 amino acids. NCBI's taxonomy places the organism in Eukaryota, Fungi, Ascomycota, Sordariomycetes, Hypocreales, Cordycipitaceae. The transcript is spliced from 3 exons.
AUGGGCGGCUCCAAAGCUGGUGGCUCGAUGCCCCUACCGCGCAUCUGCGGCUUUGAUGAAGGCUUCUUCUUCGCACACAAGCUCACACUGGAUGAUGAGCACAGGAUGUUCUCUAUGCUCGGCAGCAAGCGGUUUCAAAAAGGCAACCGCGCCGCUCGCUGCUACGCAAACUUGGUCGUGCUCUUCCGCCUGCUGCUGUUCCACAGUCCGUUGAUAGACGAUGCCCGUUUCUGGGGUUGGAUUGCCACGGAUUGGGGCAUCGUGGACGGGAACCGAGCCCUGGUGAGCGAAAUUGCCAAUUUCUAUUCGGACGCUCGCUAUGCAGAGCUCCUCGGUCGCAGCGAGCAGAAGCGACUCUCGCUUCUCGUGCGUCUUGUGGACGAAUGGCUGCUAAUCCGGCCGCGACCGGAGAUAUCAUUCUCGAAGACGAUUGACGAUGCCAGGAUUCACGCUACUCGAUCGGCGUGGCUCAAUAUUCGCGACCACCAUGUCGACAUGCUCAUGGACGCAAAGCUGCCGGGUUGUCUCGCUGGCGUCGAGCUUCCUGCCAAAAUUGUCACUUCUCUCUGGGAGACGGACCCAGAGGUAGCUGCACUACUCAAAGAGAUGAAAACCACCCGCAGACCGAAAACUUUUGCCAACAAAUUCAAGCCGCCCCAAACAGAGAAUGCCCACCCUCAUUCUACCAGCUCAGAAGGCCAAAGAAAACGAAAAGUCUCCUUGUCGGAGGGUGAAAUUGACGAGGACCAUCCAUAUAAACGAAACCAGUUUGUCCGGGGAGACCACGUCUUAGAGACUUACCCGGCUGAGUCUGGCGAGACUUUCGACUUGCUCGACUUCACAGCCGCAGCGCGUCGCGCACCACUUCCAUCCUAUGAGCAGUUCCAGCAGCCCGUGUCGACGAAGCCCUCACCAGCGCAUGAGCCUGCUGAGCAAUUCUUAUCCAAGUCUGCACCAGCAUCUGUCCAGUCCACAUUGUCUCAAGGGGCCAGCGGGGGCCGCAUCAACGACAAUUCUGCUGUUACAUCGAAUCAGCGCGAGGAGCUCAAUGCGCAGCUGCGAAGAGUGGCAAGCCAGACGAAGCGUCGUCGAGAUGAACUCCACACGCGUGUGGAAGCAGAAACGACGGGUUACGUGCCCUUGCCGAGCCACCCUGACGGCAACGGCAGCCCGAUCCUCGAAGUGGGCGGCGGUCUCUUGGCGUCGGAGAGGGAGAUGUAUGAGUCGCGGCUGCACGAGAUGGAAGAGAGAAUGGAGGUGCUCGAGAGAGCGCUCCAGCAUGAGUCGAGCUGGGCCAGGGCAAUGGGCCAGUUUCUGUAUGACGCCAACGGCAAGUCAGUCCGAUCCUUGCAGGAUGUUUUUUCCGCGAUUGAUGCUCUGCAGAAGACGUCGUCGGCUUUGCUGGACAAGACCCAGCAGGGCGAAGAAUGA